AUGACUAAAGAUUUGUACCACUUAAGUAUUGAACAAGACAAAAUAAUAGAGAUACAGAAACAGAUCACCGAUCCUAUACAAUGGCCUGCACCAAAAUUUUCUCAAAUUUUAGAUUUAAAAAGUCACCAUUACGAUGAUGUCCUACGUUUGAUAAAGCAUCAUUUUUUUCCGAAUGAUCCAAUGUGCAAAGCUAUUAAUUUAAUACGGGAUAAUGUUUCAAUAAAUAAUUAUCUUGAACUUAUUCGUGUUUGGAUGAAAGACACAAUGAGUUUAGUUGCUAUUAGUUCUAAAUCAGAACGAGUUAUUGGAACAGCAAUUAUGAGAAUCGAUAGUUUAUUCGAUAAAACUAACACGCACUCAAGAAUGCAAAUAUUUGAAGGCGAAGCGUUAAAAAAAAUAAUGAAUUUAACCAACACAUUAGUGAAACAAGUAGAUGCUUACACACAACUUGAUUAGUUUUGAGAGAAAUUUAUUAUAGUCGUUGGUUCGUUGAUGAUGAAAUUGUAUUUACUAAUCCGGGAACUGGAAAUUAUUCUGUCGCCUUUAUGGGAGUGUCUACAUCUGCAAUGGAUUAUCCUCUCAACUCACACAAAAUAGAAGAAGAUAAGAGUUGAAAAGAAAAAAUUAUAGAAAAAAAGCCAUCAACAUUAAUAAGUUUUCGCAAAUUGUUAACAGAAAUAUGAAAAUGACACAUAUUGAAGGAUACAUCUUUAUAAUAAAUUUUAAAAAAUUGGAAAAUUCAAAAGCACACACCUUAAUUAGUCAUGAUACAGUGAAAAAUAAAUAACAAUUGAAAUAUAAAUAUAUACGUAUG
Microplitis mediator is the source of this 814-nucleotide messenger RNA. RefSeq lists its product as uncharacterized. The record is from RefSeq and is a predicted model, not a curated record. NCBI's taxonomy places the organism in Eukaryota, Metazoa, Arthropoda, Insecta, Hymenoptera, Braconidae. The transcript is spliced from 4 exons. Bases 1 to 456 code for a protein of 151 amino acids.